AUGGAUCCUAUCUCUGGCUGUUUGACCGUCACAUCCGUCUCCAGCUACACCAUCACCAACAACCCCAGCGCAGACCCCCUUGACACCACGAGAGCAACGAGCAACAACCCAUAUUUCUCCGAGAAGGAGCUCGACAGCGAUGUGAGCUCGAGCGAAGCAUCGAGUCAAGACUCAACGCAACACCAUCCCCUUUCAAAGAACGCCCAGCCGAUGAAACGAACUAUGAGCGACUUGACCGUGCAAGACCAUGGGAAGAGGCAGGAUUCUGCUGCAGACGAGGUACAGGCCGUGCUCCGUUUCGACGAGGGAACCAGUCUUCAUGAUGACCAGCCCACCACGUCUCAGUCUAGGUCUUCCCUGCGACCUUCCCGUCCAACACCCCAUCGCUCGUCGAGUACCUCGCAGAUCAGACUCCGCUCGCAGUACCACGACCCUGCUUCGCCGCCGGCAAUCCUCCAGGAGCAGCUCAUCACGCAUACCAAACACGCAGCCAGACAUGCCGUCCAGCCCACACGCUCUGGACAGAUGCGAACAGUGAGCAAACGAGUGUGCUACACCAGUAUACGCAGAUCGGGGCCAGACGUCCAGUGGUAUUCAUCUACACACUCGAGCUCAGAUGCAGACUUACCAGAAAGUCCCACGCAAUCCAAGGAGCCCUACCCAAAGACAGCACCGCUCAAGACCUGUCUGAAGCACAAAGCGAAGAGCGCCACGACGAGCCCGCCAAGUGAGCCACGUGAAGAUGCUGAUACGUCGACGGGCCCUAGGAUCCUGCGGCGCGUCAAGACUGUAGAUUUUGAGGAGGCGACGAAGCCGUUACUCCUCCUAUCCCCACUGCCGGCUACCGCAAAGAAAGCCACCGAUGACAAGAUGAAGCGCGAUGUAUCGAAGCGAACAGGCCGCGCCCGACCACGCUGUCCCAGCACGCCCAACACGAAGAAAAGCGCCCUGGCAGGCACGGCAGUCACGCGCGCAGAUGUGCAUGUAAUCGCCACAGCAUUCACCAGCGACCCAACCUCCACCUCAGCCCCCUCUCCAGCUACCGCAACCCCCACAAAGCAGAUCAUAGAAUCGCAAACCACUUGCUACGAAAUCCUCUGGGAUGCCAUCCCCCCCACACCAACCCGCCGACGGCGCACAUCCUCCCUGCGAUCGAGCGCCACGCGUGGCCUCGAGCGCGUCAAUUCGAAGCUGGCGGAUUGGUCGGGCACGCAGAACGCGCCGACGCUCGUCGUCUUCCCCGACGACGACGGGUACGCACUAACCGACGACGAUGACGAUGGCGAGGAGGAAGACGAGGAUGGGCAUGAGGAAGGGCAUACACCCAUCCUCGCCCCGCCAAACAGCCAGCAUACCAGCGCCACGCCGUCCCGCCCACCAUCCCGCGCUGCAUCGCUGGAUGGCCUUAGUCCCACGGCCGCAGGUCUGAACGGCACAUCACCACUGCUCGCUCCCCAUCCCGAGUCCGCACACGGGGGAGUAAGUCGAAAAAAGCCCCCCACUUCAUCUCGCAAACUGUCGAACCUCGAAGACAGCGAUGUGAAGUUCCGCGGCCAUCGCGACUCGGUUACGAUUGCGCAUACGCGUCUGAUUCGCGGUGGGGGCGUGGUGCCGGAAUUGUUUGCGCGCGAGGAGAGUGUGGCGAUGGGGAGGAGGCGGAUGCAUGCGCGGAAUCGGGCAGCGGCGGGGGCGGGGGUGAGGGAUUUGGGGGAGUGA
Messenger RNA from Dothidotthia symphoricarpi CBS 119687, 1716 nucleotides. RefSeq lists its product as uncharacterized. The record is from RefSeq and is a predicted model, not a curated record. NCBI's taxonomy places the organism in Eukaryota, Fungi, Ascomycota, Dothideomycetes, Pleosporales, Dothidotthiaceae. The transcript has 2 exons. Bases 1 to 1716 code for a protein of 571 amino acids.